Messenger RNA from Mesocricetus auratus (golden hamster), 2485 nucleotides. RefSeq names its product interleukin 1 receptor like 1 (gene Il33r). Gene Ontology annotation, biological process: signal transduction. NCBI's taxonomy places the organism in Eukaryota, Metazoa, Chordata, Mammalia, Rodentia, Cricetidae. Bases 306 to 1991 code for a protein of 561 amino acids. The record is from RefSeq and is a predicted model, not a curated record. The transcript is spliced from 11 exons. Gene Ontology annotation, molecular function: interleukin-33 binding; interleukin-1 receptor activity; interleukin-33 receptor activity.
UAGGAAUUAAGUCAGCAUAGGAUGUGCUAACUUGCUAGCUCCAACAAGCAACUGUGUGUGUCACCUUUAAAAUAGAUAGAAAUGGAGGCUUGGGAAGAGCGGGAAGUACCUGCAAUGAAGAAGAGCUCAGGAAAGCGUCUGCCAGGCAGGUGUGAAAUCCCAAGUGGCUACAGUGACUUCUCUUCUGCACCCUAAACCAGAUAGCACUCUUCAAACACCUAGGAACACAUUGACACCAUUCUGUGUCAUUGAUCCAUCAGGGGACCUCAACAAUCAAUCACGUGCUGGUGAUUGAUAAACGGAGAAUGGGGCUUUGCGCUUUGGCAAUUCUGACAGUUCUCAUGUGUUUCACAGUAACUAAGAGCAGUAAACCAUUCUGGGGUCUGGAAAAUGAGGCUUUAAUUGUGAGAUGCCCUGAAAGUGGAGGUUUUCUUUAUCCCGUGGAAUGGUAUCACUUAAAUACAAAUGAAAGUAUUCCUACUCAAAAAAGAAAUUGGAUCUUUGUCUGGAGAGAUCGCCUGAAGUUUCUACCAGCCAGAGUGGAUGACUCUGGGAUGUAUGCUUGCGUUAUCAGAAGUCCUGACUUGAAUACAACUGGAUACAUGAAUGUCACCAUACAUAAAAAGCCACCAGGCUGCAACGUUCCCAGUUACUUGAUGUACUCAACAGUAAAUGGAUCAGAAAAAAAUUCCAAGAUAACUUGUCCAACAAUUGGCCUCUAUAAUUGGACAGCACCUGUUCAGUGGUUUAAGAACUGCAAAGCUCUUCAAGGACCAAGGUACAGAGUACAUAGAUCAUACUUGUUCAUUAACAAUGUGAGGCGAGAUGACGAGGGUGACUACACGUGUAAAUUCACACACACUGAGAAUGGAACCAGUUACAUUGUGACGGCGACCAGAUCAUUCACUGUUGAAGAAAAAGGAUUUUCUGUGUUUCCAGUAAUUCGAGCCCCUUCACACAACAAAACCAUGGAAGUGGAAAUUGGAAAAACAGUGAAUAUCACUUGCUCGGCUUGCUUUGGCAAAGGCCCUCAGUUCUUGAUGGAUGUCCUGUGGCAGAUUAAUGAAAGGAAUGUUGAAAAUUUUAGCGAAGCAAGAAUUCAAGAGGAGAAAGAACAAAAUCAAAGUUCCAGCAAUGACAUGGAUUGUUUAACCUCAGUGUUAAGAAUAAGCGAUGUGAGAGACAAGGAUUUGUCCCUGAAAUAUGACUGCCUGGCCAUGAGCCAUCACGGCAUGAUAAGGCACACUGUGCGACUGAGAAGGAAGCAACCAAUUAAUCAUCAAAGCACCUACUAUGUAGUUGCAGGAUGUAGUAUACUGCUAAUGCUCAUCAAUGUCUUGGUGAUAGUCUUAAAAGUGUUCUGGAUUGAGAUUGCUCUGUUCUGGAGGGACAUAGUGACACCUUACAGAACUCAAAAUGAUGGCAAGCUCUACGAUGCUUAUGUCAUUUACCCACGGGUCUUCAGGGGCAGCUCGGCAGGAUCCAGCUCUGUGGAGUACUUUGUUCAUCACACUCUGCCCGACGUUCUCGAAAAUAAGUGUGGCUACAAGUUAUGCAUUUAUGGGAGAGAUCUGCUGCCUGGACAAGAUGCAGUCAUCAUGGUGGAAAGCAGCAUCCAGAACAGCAGAAGACACAUAUUUGUCCUGGCCCCUCGCAUGAUGCACAGCAAGGCGUUUGCUUAUGAACAGGAGAUUGCCCUGCACAGUGCCCUCAUCCAGAACAACUCCAAGGUGAUUCUUAUUGAAAUGGAGCCUCUGGGUGGGGCCAGCCGACUGCAGGUUGGAGACCUUCAAGAAUCUCUCCAGCAUCUUGUGAAAAUGCAGGGGACCAUCAAGUGGAGGGAAGACCGUGUGGCCAACAAGCAGUCUCUAAGCUCCAAAUUCUGGAAGCAUGUGAGGUACCAAAUGCCAGUGCCAAACAGACUCCCCAAGAUGGCAUCUGGUGCGACUCCUUUGAGUGACAAGGCAUGCUUGGACCUGAAACACUUUUAAGUCGUGGAUCUGACCACCCAGAACUGGAUGUGUUCCAUCAGCACACCUGUGAUGGAGUGGACCUGUGAAGACUUGGGAUGUCAAGGGUAGCAGCCUCUGGCCCUAGCUAACCAGCUACUCUAGCUUGUUUUCCUGCUCGUGGGUGGGGCCACACCUCCCUUCUCUGUGCUCUCCUUUGCCCAUUUCAUCCCUUUGUGGCACAAGAACCUCCCUGUGCCUUUUGUUCUCUUUCACUUCUCUCUUCUUUCCUUUUAACCCUCAUCAAGAAUCUACUUUCUGGCUAUCAAGCUGGUGCUUCUAGAAUAAAAUCUGAUUCAUUUCUAAGAGCAUCCUCAUGCCCAGAGGCAGCACACCGGUAGUAAAUAACAUUCCCAGCACGAAUUUCUUUAUUAUUUUACUUGGCAGUUACCCAGUUUUGUCAUGUCAAUACCCUCAAAUUUUUCAAAUACCUUAUCCAAAUUGCCAUUCCAAUAAAGCUUUUUUUCUAUUUUAAA